AACGAUUACCGGACAAAUUUCUCUCUUUGCCUUAAAUAUGAAACUUGAACCAAAUCCAUCUGGUUCUGGCCAACAAAUAGGGAAAAGGGUUACACUUCAUCCAGAUGUUAAAAUGUUUCCAGACAAUCAUGAGGACACACACACACACACACACACACACACACACACACACACACACACACACACACACACACACACACACACACACUCUGCAUGAAACGCCAGAGGGUAACAGUCUGCGGACUUCAGACGGUCAUAAAAGCUCAGCCAUCCGCUCUGGACUCACCUGUCGGCUGCCUCAGCAGACUCAUCUUGYGCGCCAUGCCGCAGCAUUUCCACGUGAACACGCCGCUGCUGGAGAGCGUCAGCAUGUCCAAGAUGGCGGGCACCGCCGUGUACCUGAAGAUGGAGAACUGCCAGCCCUCCGGCUCCUUUAAGAUCCGCGGCGUAGGACACCUCUGCCAGCAGCUCGCCAGCCGCUCCAGGGGAGUCGUGUGUUCUUCAGGUGGGAACGCCGGGAUGGCCGCAGCCUACGUGGCCCGGAAGAUGGGGCUCCCGGCGACCGUGGUGGUGCCGUCCUCCACCCCGGCGCUGGUGGUCCGCAGGCUGCAGGAGCAGGGCGCCGCCGUCAAGGUCGCCGGGAAGGUUUGGGAUGAUGCCAACGCCGAAGCKCUGAGGCUGGCGGAGACGGAGCAGCUGACCUUCGUUCCUCCGUUUGAUCACCCCCUGCUGUGGGAGGGUCACGCCUCGGUGGUGGCGGAGGCGGCGGCCGCCCUGGGCCCUGGGGCCCGGCCCGGCGCCGUGCUGCUGUCGGUGGGGGGCGGGGGCCUGCUGUGCGGCGUCGUCCGCGGCCUGAAGGACGCCGGCUGGGCGGACGUGCCAGUUAUCGCCAUGGAAACGGUGGGGGCCGACUGCUUCAACGCCGCCAUCAAAGCUGGAGAGCUGGUGACUCUGGAUGACAUCACCAGCGAGGCCAAGUGUCUGGGUGCGAAGACGGUCUGCCGCAGAGCCUUUGAGCUGAGCCAGAGCGGCGAGGCGACCAUCAUCUCUGAGCUGGUGACGGACCAGGAGGCGCUCAGGGCCGUCCAGAUGUUCCUGGAUGAGGAGCGGGUUCUUGUGGAGAUGGCGUGUGGAGCAGCGCUGGCCGCCGUCUACAGCGGYCUGAUCCCCAGACUGCAGGCCCAAGGCAGGCGGCCGCCGCAUUUCUUAUUGUUAUCGUUAUUGGGGCACCUGCUGCUCUACACCCAGUAGAAUGUCUCUUUAUUAUUGGGGUCAGUGUUGUGGUACUCUAUCGGCCUCAAGACCAUUUGGUCUCGGGCGCUGAGGACUCGGCAUUUUAUUUCAACACCAGUCGAGACCCCAACUGAGAAAAUAUCACUAACCGUCCAGCAAACUGUCCAGUUUAUUUAACAUCAGUGGAUGCAAAACGCACCGAUUAAAAUCCAACCAAUCACGUGUUUCUGUUG
Poecilia reticulata (guppy) is the source of this 1466-nucleotide messenger RNA. Lineage: Eukaryota; Metazoa; Chordata; Actinopteri; Cyprinodontiformes; Poeciliidae. The record is from RefSeq and is a predicted model, not a curated record.